GAAUCCCAAGGAGUUCUCUCCAGCAGCAGGAUUACCUACCCCGCGGAUCGAUAAGAUAACACACACCCCACCAAAAAUUCAACGUUCCGUCCUCAAACGUCGCCGUCCUCAACCGAUAGCUUUCUUUCCGACCUGCCCAGCUACAUUAUCCCCUUCAUCCCAUAUCACACAAGUUCUUCUUCGGGUGACCCUGGUUUUGUCCGUGCUCUACGAUUUACGGAACGCUUUACAAUUAGGUCACGACCAUGACUGCAGCCGUCACCGACCCAACCGACGUCACCCCGCCCAACGCGGACUACUUGUACGAGGACGACGAUGAUGACCUGGAAGACAUCUUCAACUCGGCCGACGAGCUCGACGACGAUCUUUUGGAGAACCCUUCUGCCGACCUCACCAAGUCGUACAACCGUCAGCGCCAGAUCCAUGGCGCCGCCUCUCAGUCCGCCGCGGGCUUGCCAGCUUCCAAUUCUCAGAAGCCCAAGGCCAACACGUUUGCGAGCAUUGACGACCAAAUCGCCGAGCUGUCCAAACAUGCCGCAAAGAUUCGCCUCGAUAAUGUCAAGCAAAACCAGGAGCGCGACAAGGACAAGGCGGACCGCGCUACCGCCGAGUUGGUGCUCGACCAGCGCACCCGCAUGAUUCUGCUUCAGAUGAUCAACCGCGGCGUCGUAAACGAGAUUCACGGCGCCAUCAGCACCGGUAAGGAAGCCAACGUCUACGGCGCCGUCCUGUACCCGGAUGGCGGCGGCGAGCCCAUUCAGCGUGCCAUCAAGAUCUACAAGACGGCCAUCCUGGUCUUCAAAGACCGCGAACGCUACAUCACGGGAGAGCACCGAUUCAAGGCCGGUGCCGAGAAGGGAAACAACCGCAAGAUGGUCAAGCUCUGGGCCGAGAAGGAGUUCCGCAACCUGCGGCGGCUGCACGCGGCCGGUAUCGCCUGUCCCGAGCCGCUCAUGCUCAAGUUGCACGUGCUGGUGAUGGAGUUCCUGGGCGACAGGCGCGGCUACGCAUACCCGCGUCUGCGAGAUGCGCGGUUCACCGGCGACGAUGUCGACGAGCGGUGGCGGAAGCUCUACAUCCAGCUUUUGGGCAUCAUGCGCCGUCUCUACCAGGUGUGCAGCCUGGUGCACGCCGAUCUGAGCGAGUACAACAUCCUCUACCACGACAACCGGCUCUACAUCAUCGACGUGUCCCAGUCGGUCGAGCACGACCAUCCACGGGCCCUCGAAUUCUUGCGCAUGGACAUCAAGAACGUCGGCGACUUCUUCCGACGGCAGGGCGUCGACACGCUGCAGGACCGCACCAUCUUCAACUUCAUCACCGCUCCGGACGGCCCGGUCGAUGAGCCAGAGAUGGCAAAGGCCAUUGAGCAUCUGUACGAGGUCCGCCCCCCCGUGGCGGAUACUGCCGAGGCCGCCGCGGAGCUCGAGGUCGACAACGAGGUGUUCCGCAACCAGUACAUCCCUCAAUCCUUGGACGAGGUGUAUGACAUUGAGAAAGAUGCCACUAAGAAGGUGGAUGAGUUGGUGUAUAGGCACAUGUUGGCGGACAGCGUCGUCCGUAAGAAUGAAGAUGAGGAGGAGGCCGAGAGCUCGGACGCGAGCUCGGAUGCGGGCUCGGACGACGGCGCUGCUCUGAGCGAUGGGAACUCCGGCGACGAGGAUGAGAGCCGGUUUGAGAAGAGGAGGCCAAGGGGGAGGAAGUUCGAGGACAAGGAAGAAAAGAGAGAGCACAAGUGGUUAGUCAAGGAGGAGAGGCGGGAGAAGAGGAAAACGAAGAUGCCGAAAGCUGUCAAGAAGCGACUCGUGGCUACCACGGCGAGGAAGAAGAAGUGAUGGGUAGCACACCUGUCGUCUCCGGUUGCGGAAGAUAUCGAUGAUAUAAACGGCGGAGCACAACCGGAUGAUGAAAGCUGAACCCUGCUGGGGAGGAUCCGGGCCAUUGGAGCGUUUUGUCACUACGGACUGAACCCCUGGCCAUAGUCUCCCGAUGGGCAGGUCUGAGCAAGCCAACGGGGCUGGCGAUGACGACCAAAGAGAGCACUGACGGUUGUGGGCCAAGCCAGGGAUAUAUAGAGGUGGCUUUGCCUAUUAAUUAGACAUGGUAUCUACCUAUUACUUUCUUCCUUAUACGGGGUGUGCUCUAAAGAAAGAUACCGUAUUUAUUUAGCAGCGCUGGUAGGCAAUGAAGCGAAGCUUGAUGUUUUUGGAU
Thermothelomyces thermophilus ATCC 42464 is the source of this 2211-nucleotide messenger RNA. RefSeq lists its product as uncharacterized. Gene Ontology annotation, cellular component: cytosol; preribosome, small subunit precursor. Gene Ontology annotation, biological process: protein phosphorylation; maturation of SSU-rRNA. Gene Ontology annotation, molecular function: ATP binding; protein serine/threonine kinase activity. The transcript has a single exon. The record is from RefSeq and is a predicted model, not a curated record. NCBI's taxonomy places the organism in Eukaryota, Fungi, Ascomycota, Sordariomycetes, Sordariales, Chaetomiaceae. The coding region runs from base 246 to 1835 and encodes 529 amino acids.